AUGCUGCAACCACGGUUCCUCAUUCUCAAGGUUUUACCGCAAAGAAGGCUCCCGAUUACAAGCUUCCUCAAGGUUUCAGCACUGGCUCUGCAGAUUGUCUCGUCUCUGCGCACGUCCACUACAAUACCCUUCCCGGGAACCGCCACCUACACUCUCGAGCCCCCAUCCAACAGUCUCUCCUCCUACUUCUUCGAACCCAGCGACUUCUCCUCCGCGAGUGCCGUUUUCAACGCCGGCCUCUUCGCGACCCGACCUCUGCAAGACCUACCCACAGACGCCUUCCCCAGCCACGAUCAAGUCCAACUCUACUGCGCCAACGACACCGACGCCACCUGCAACUCGCUAUCCCAAGGCGACGACAAAAGCUCCGAAACCACAACAUGGGGCUACAUCGGCGCGAAUCCCGUCGCCGCGCAAAUCUACGCCUGUCCCGCCCUCCUCAACAGCACUCUCCCCCGCGACGCGCCCUCGUGCACCGGGACGCCUGGCCAGGCGACCCUGGGCUCGAAAAUUAUUGCCGAUCAAGCACCGGGGGUUACGCAGAGUCAUGAAUUGGUGGAGAAUGGGUCGGGUCAGGAGGCAUUGAAUGCGGAAAAUUUCGCGGAGCUGGCGCUUUGGGCGUUGUAUUUGGGUGCGAGCGAUUUCCACCCCCUUGGCGACCAUGACCUCUACAAGACCGGGUGCAUCUGCGAAUCCAUGGAACCAUGGUCCGGAUCGCCCAGCGCGACCACGAUAGUCGUUUAUGUUGCUUUCUUUUGCGUCGGGCUUGCUACCGCUCUUGUCUGA
Letharia columbiana is the source of this 786-nucleotide messenger RNA. RefSeq lists its product as uncharacterized. The transcript is spliced from 5 exons. NCBI's taxonomy places the organism in Eukaryota, Fungi, Ascomycota, Lecanoromycetes, Lecanorales, Parmeliaceae. The record is from RefSeq and is a predicted model, not a curated record. Bases 1 to 786 code for a protein of 261 amino acids.